Messenger RNA from Daldinia loculata, 1923 nucleotides. RefSeq lists its product as uncharacterized. The record is from RefSeq and is a predicted model, not a curated record. The transcript has 5 exons. Lineage: Eukaryota; Fungi; Ascomycota; Sordariomycetes; Xylariales; Hypoxylaceae. Bases 1 to 1740 code for a protein of 579 amino acids.
AUGCUUCAAACUGCUCACAGCCUUCACCUAGAGAGCUCUGUUCCUCACUGUCACCUUUAUCAAUAUCGCCACCGUCAGUUGCACGAAUCUCUUCAUACUUACAACUUGGCUAUCGGGCGGGUAAAACCGAACCGUCACUCCCAAACCAACUAUUUUAAUUCCUUUCAGCACACUUGGGACGCGACUACGAAGAAGCUCGUGGCCCAGUGGGAGCGGAUCAACCCCCGUCGUGAACAUCGCCUCAAGCGAAGCAUGGUCAAGAAGUUGACCUUAUCCAGGAGUGACUUUACCAAGCCGCAGAUACCAGAACCGACAAGCGCCGGUGACUCGCAGAGUAGGAUAGCUUGUCCCGACCAUAUUCUAGCUGGGGACUCGCUCAUCGUUAACAAUACUAGAUUUGUCAAUCUAGACCCCGAGAAAUGUCUGGGCGAGCUUAGUGUAUACAGGAAAGAAUUCAGUAUACAGCACGAAGGAUCUAAUCCUGGGGAAUCAUCACAGAAGCGAUCUAGAGUAGCCGGUCUUAUGGAGGGCGAAAAGCAGACACGCGCUGCUCGAGAACUCAGCCAUUGCCGACUCAACCACGAAAGUGAGAGAGGACUGACACCUGAUCAGUACGUGGCCAUCAAGAGACAAGAGGGUGUCGCGCUUGUAAUGGCUAAGUUUAACCGGUGGCUUGAUAAGAGACUCGCAAUUAUCUCCUGCUCUGCUGGUAGCUCUAAAGGUGCAGAGUCUGGAAGUGGUAGUUCUGAGCAAGGCCAACCAGGCCGUUCAACUCGAACAAAACGUCGAUUGGGUGGAGAUGACCAGGAUAAUUCUUCGGCCGGGGGCGAUGAAGGUGAUCCGGAUAGAGGCGGCAGUAAGCGUGCGAAGAAAGACACGGAAUCGGAGCGAAAGUUCGCUUGCCCUUUCUACAAAAACGACCCAAAAGCGCACAACAAACACCGAAGCUGUGCCGGCCCAGGCUGGACUUCCCUGCAUCGCUUGAAGGAGCAUCUUUAUCGCGCUCACCGGUUGCCGAAACAUGUUUGUCCUAGAUGCAAUGAUCCCUUCGAUGAUGCCAAGGAUCUAGCUGAACAUCUCCGGGCUGACGUGCCUUGCGAGAAGUUAGAUGUAGUUCCAAUGCUACAAGGCAUCGAUGAGGCCACCGAAGCAAAGUUAAAAGUGCGAAGGAAGAACUGUCCCGGCAUGACUGAUGAGCAGAGAUGGGGAGAGAUUUACAAGAUCCUGUUCCCAAGUGCUAACUUCAAUGCUAUGCCAACUCCAUAUUAUGACGGCAACGAUUCCCUGGGAUUCUCCAAACGUGCUGAAUGGAAGAAGGUAGAGAAGCGGCUCAGAAAAGAGUUGCCUAAGUUUGUACAGAAGAAGGUCGAGAGGUCAUUCGAGAAAGUUCAGGCUGAUAUGCUGGUCGGCCUCCCUGACAUCAUUCGUGAUGGUCUAUUCGAGUUCUUCAAGGACCUCCCACAUAAUGAUUUGUCGGCAUCGGCAACCCCUGUUGCAACUCCAAGGGCUCGUACGCCUAGCUCCCCUGUCGCAAGGGAACAGCCCGCCCUGACGAGUGAGGAAGACAAGGACGCUUUGCUGGACAUGUCGUACUUUCUAGACCCUACAUUCGAUGAAUUUGACAUGAACCAGUUUGACUUUGGCAAUGCUAACGACUGCCACCUUUUCGACAAGUACUCGGACUCUGGUUAUGCUUCCACGAGUACUGGGAGGGACGGUACCGUCGAGGCAGAUAUUUGAGGACUUUGGAAAAUAGAUGUCUAGCUGUUCAUGUGCGACUUGGCAAAGAACACUUCUACACUCCUUAAUAACGAUUUCUUGUGUAUUUCAUCUUGUGCUCGUAAGUGUUGGAAUAUGAUAUACUCAAAAUACAAGGACUGGAGUGUGUUCAUUACCUACCUGUUCCCGUACGAACUCGCCUCG